AUGGAAAGUGUCUUUCGACAUGUAUCUGCUGCGUCUUUCGCUAGACGUCGUCUUCCAGUGGUGAUGAGAAAUAUUGGAAUGGUGGAAAAUAUACGUACUGCAAGUGACUUUGUGGAACAAGGUCAUGUGCGUAUUGGGCCAAAACUGAUAACAGAUCCGGCCUUCAUGGUGACUCGGGCUCAGGAAGACGCGAUUACUUGGACGAACGCAAGCAAGAUUAAGAGACACGUGCUCGACUACAAUAAUGCCCGUGAUGAUUUUGAUCUAGCAUAA
This is a messenger RNA of Angiostrongylus costaricensis, 273 nucleotides long. The record is from the annotation of a GenBank genome assembly. Lineage: Eukaryota; Metazoa; Nematoda; Chromadorea; Rhabditida; Metastrongylidae.